AUGGCAGAGUCCGGGUCCCUGCCCCCCGGCUUUGGGGAGCUGGAGGUGCUGGCUGUGGGGACGGUGCUGCUGGUAGAAGCUCUCGCCGGUCUCAGCCUCAAUAGCCUGACCAUCCUCUCCUUCUGCAAGAGCCCGGAGCUGCGGACACCCAGCCACCUGCUGGUGCUGAGCUUGGCUCUGGCGGACAGUGGGCUCAGCCUGAAUGCUCUCGUCACAGCCACCUCCAGCCUCCUCCGUUGUCUCCACAGGCGCUGGCCCUAUGGCUCCGAAGGCUGCCAGGCCCACGGCUUCCAGGGCUUUGUGACGGCGCUGGCCAGCCUCUGCAGCAGCGCAGCAAUCGCCUGGGGGCGCUAUCACCACUACUGCACGCGCAGCCGACUGGCGUGGAACACGGCCAUCUUCUUGGUGUUCUUUGUGUGGCUGUCUUCUGCCUUCUGGGCAGCAAUGCCCCUCCUGGGCUGGGGCCACUAUGACUAUGAGCCACUGGGGACAUGCUGCACCCUGGACUACUCCAAGGGGGACAGAAACUUCACCAGCUUCCUCUUCGCUAUGGCCUUUUUCAACUUCCUCCUGCCCCUACUCAUCACAGUCACAUCCUAUCGGCUCAUGGAGCAGAAGCUCGGGAAGACUGGCCAUCUCCAGGUGAACACCACCCUGCCAGCCAGGACGCUGCUGCUCUGCUGGGGCCCCUAUGCCCUCCUGUAUCUCUACGCCGCCAUCGCGGAUGCGACCGCCCUCUCCCCCAAGCUGCGGAUGGUACCUGCCCUCAUUGCCAAGACGGUGCCCACGAUCAAUGCUGUCAACUAUGCCCUGAGCAGUGAGAUGCUCCACAAGGGAAUCUGGCAGUGCCUCUCGCCACAGAAAAGUGAGCGGGACCGAGCCCAGUGA
This is a messenger RNA of Diceros bicornis minor, 888 nucleotides long. It is a transcript of the gene RGR, whose product is annotated as retinal G protein coupled receptor. The coding region runs from base 1 to 888 and encodes 295 amino acids. The record is from RefSeq and is a predicted model, not a curated record. Gene Ontology annotation, cellular component: membrane. NCBI's taxonomy places the organism in Eukaryota, Metazoa, Chordata, Mammalia, Perissodactyla, Rhinocerotidae. Gene Ontology annotation, molecular function: G protein-coupled receptor activity. The transcript is spliced from 8 exons. Gene Ontology annotation, biological process: visual perception; G protein-coupled receptor signaling pathway; phototransduction.